AGAGGUGGUUGUCAUUUGUUUAUCUUAUGGAUGUGUUUUUCUUGGAAUAUUUUAGUUUUGUUAAUUUAUGUUACUACGUGUCUACGUUUUUACAAAAUGCUUAAACGUUAGUGUGUUUUUACCGACAAACUAAAAGGAGAUUAUAAGUUUCUAAAAAAAUGUCAAAAUGGUAAUGACUGCGUGAGAUUUUUGACAUGCAAUUCCGAAUUUUUUGUGGAGCACCGAGGAUGGUGUGAUAUUGAAAAUCACAUGCAAAGUGAUAGAAACAAAAACGCUACUCAAGUAGUGUCCACGGCAAGUAUUAAAUCUUUUUUUAAACACAUUAACGCCACAAAUGACGAAUUACAGUGUGCGGCAAAAGAAGCAACUUUUGCUUACUACAAUGCAAUACACAGAUUAAGUUUUAGAACGUACUGUCAAACUAAUUAAAAAGUUUUUUGAGCCAAAAUUUCCAGGAGUUUGGACUAUAAUGGAAGCAAUGCAUUUAUUGUAAAUGUUAUAUAUCCUUUCAUAUUUAACGAAUUACUUAAGAUCUUAACGACGUAAAUUUUGUUACUCUAACGAUUGACAGUUCUAACAGAAAAAAAAUCAAACUGACUCCUGUAUGCGUUCGUUGUUUUAAUCAAAAUGAAGGAAUUAAGGUUAAACUUUUAUAUUUUGAUCAACUUCUGGGUGAAACCUCUGAUCUUUUGGUGGAACAUCUUUUAAAUGUAUUAAAAAGUAUUCUAUUGAUUCAAAAGUUAUUUAUCUUUGCGCUGAUAACACUAAUACUAACUUCGGUGGUGGAAAAAGAAAAGGUCAAGUAAAUGUUUUUCGAAAACUGUAAAAGUCUUUGUCUCGUGAUAUUCUUGGAAUUGGUUGUGCGGCUCAUAUCUUGCACAAUACUUUCCAGAUAGCAUGCGAUGCUCUGUCCAAUGAUGUUGAGGUAAUAGUAGUAAAAGUGUAAAAAUUCUUUUUUCGGUAUACUGUCAGAGUGACUGUGCUAAAAGAAUUUUGCGACUUUGCAAAUAUAGAGUAUAAAAAAGUCCCUUCUCAUGGAAAUACGAGAUUUUUGAGCUUAUUACCUGUCAUAGAACGGAUACUGUUAUUGUUUGAUGCCUUAAAGUCGUAUUCCAUGGCCAUUGAAAACUGUACUGUAUUGUUACUUGCUUUUUUUGAAGACCCAGUAUCUGAACUUUAUUUAAAGUUUGCGCACGGAACUAUUCAAAUGUUCCAAAUAUCUAUUCUAAAACUUGAUUCUGACUUUAUAACAGCUUCAGAAGCAACACAAGUGUAUGAAGAAUUAAUUAUCAAACUGGAAGAACGGAAAGCAAAUAACUUUAUACUGUUUGCAGCUAACCAGCUACUUGUUAGGCUAAAAUAUGAUAAUACAGUUAACGAUGAUAAGGAAAAGCAUUUUCGUAAAAAUGUGGAAGGUUUUUAUCAAACAGGGAUUCAUUAUUUGAAAAUUUGGGAAAAUAGCUUUGACAAAGCUAACAAAUUCAAAUGGUUAAUGCUACAAAAUGAUCCUACUUGGGAAAAGAUAGAGGCUAGUACAAUAAUUGUUGUCAGUAUUGUACCAAAUUCUAUCAACGUGGAUCAACUAUUUGACGAACGCUCGUCUCUAGUCCAAGUACUAAGACGUCUGAAACCUAAAUGGACUUCACUAUCAAAAGAAGAAAUACUAAAAACUCAUGAAAAAAUGGAAGAAAAUAUUAGAUGCAUUUUUUAGAAGCAACGUUUCGUAUUAUAAAAGAUUUUCUUUUCCAGACAAACAUAAUGGCUAGACACUACAAAUAAAAAUAUGAAAAGGUCAUUUCAGCAUCAGUCAAAGGAUAUUUUUCUCAUGCCAAAAAAUGAAUUGAGACAAUCACUCAGGACCAUAGACCGUUUUGUUGGUUCACAUUUAUUAUCAAUAGAAGGAGAAUUGAAAAUUACUAGAUCAUAACAAAUUAACAAAAAUCAAGAAUAUAAAUAAAAAAAAUGAUAUUAAAUCAAACAACAGUUCUGAUAUGAUAUAGUAAUUAAACAAAUAAGGAAAUUGAUAUAAACAGCAAUAUGAACUAAUGGCACAAGAAAAUUGGAGAAAUAAAGCAGACCGACCUAUCAAAAUCAAGAAAGAGGAAGAAAUUCCAAACGAUUUUCGAAAUAUACAAUUUCAUGUUCAAUUAUUCACCAUGUACUAAAUAUUUCAGGUUUACAAUCAAUUUCAUUAUCAAUGAUAAUAAACGGAAAUCUUUAACCAGCUCUUAAAGUAAAUAAAGAAAAAAAUUCUGAUAUUUAACACGUAUUUUUGAUUCAUUUUAGUAGGUAUAACAGUAAGCUACAUCGAUAACAAAAUUAUAAGUUGUAUAUUGAUAAUAAUAGAAUGAAUCAUUUUAUAAGACUAUGAAAAUAUAUUCUCUUUGUGGAGUUACAAGCAUAACUUAUGAUCAACAUAGUAAUUUGUUGAUAGAAAUUUAACUUUUUACAAUGUGAUCAGUAGAAUCUGAACCUCAAUAUUGUAUACAAAUAUCAAUGUUAUUGCUUUAUGUAACAAGUUUUUAUCUGAUAUACCUAGCAGUAUACAAAUAUUGGAAUGCACUAUUUUUACUACAAAAAACCGUAUUUUAUAAUGCAACAAUAAUACUCGGUGAAUUUUUAAAUAGUAGAGGACGCUUAGAAGAUAUGAAUAUAUAUUUAAAUAAAUAUGUUACGGGAAAAAAAAUAAAAAUGGUGACCAAACUGCGAAAAUAGAAGUAGAAAUUAUAUAAGAAUACUGCAGGAACAUAUUUUAUUAGAAACAGAUGUUUUUAAGGAUAAUAUGGUAAAUGA
Sipha flava (yellow sugarcane aphid) is the source of this 2793-nucleotide messenger RNA. RefSeq lists its product as uncharacterized. Lineage: Eukaryota; Metazoa; Arthropoda; Insecta; Hemiptera; Aphididae. The coding region runs from base 1115 to 1711 and encodes 198 amino acids. The record is from RefSeq and is a predicted model, not a curated record. The transcript has 2 exons.